GACAGCGGGCGCAGUUCAGUAUUGCAGUAGACAUGAGGGGAGAAGCUCUGUUCGCUGUUCUGCUAUGUGCUGUGGGUCUCGUCGCCUGCGGUAGGAACACGGGCAGAGGCAGAUCGCCUUCUAACUGUAGGAACAAGACGACGUCGACGUCAGCGUCGGAAUUUCCCGAGGUUCAGACGCCCUUAGGCCGGCUGCGGGGAAGCAUACUGCAGUCCCUAGAUGGCAAAUCGAUAUUUUCCUUCCGUGGAGUGCGUUACGCACAGCCGCCCGUCGGCGAACUACGCUUCAAGUCACCAGUGCCAGUUGGGCCAUGGGAUGGUGUAAAGAAUGCAACAAGGGAUGGUUCAAGGUGUCCUUCAACACAAAACACUAAUGAUACGUCAGAAGACUGUUUGUUUCUCAAUGUGUAUACAACAAAACUGCCACAUAACACUAGAAAUCCUCAGAGACCGGUGAUAGUGUUUCUUCACCCUAGUGCUUAUUACGUCUUCAGUGGUACCAGUGACUUGUAUGGUCCACAGUAUUUGAUGGAUGAGGACAUUGUUCUGGUAACAAUCAACUACAGGCUUGGAGCUUUGGGUUUUCUGAGUACUGGUGAUUCAGUUCUUCCUGGGAAUAAUGGAUUGAAGGACCAAGUAAUGGCUCUCAGAUGGGUGCAGCAGAAUAUUGCCUCAUUCGGCGGGAAUCCUGGUAGUGUCACAAUUGCCGGUGACAGUACUGGUGCUGUCAGUGCAUAUCUGCACAUGCUGUCUCCUAUGUCUAGAGGCUUGUUCCAUAAAAUAAUUGCAAUGAGUGGAGCUGAUCUAACAAACGGUGUUAGAAACCCACUGCAACAAGCAAGAGAGCAAGCAAGGCUGGUGAACUGCCCAGAUACAACAUCAGAAGAGAUAGUUAAUUGCCUGAAAGGAAAAGAUGCUUUGGAAAUUGCCAAAACAGGAGAAUACUUUUAUGACCUGACAAGGAAUUUAACCAGCUCAUUUGCUUUUGUUAUUGAGCGAGAUUCAGGAGAUGGAGGUGAAAAAUUCUUACCAGCUGACGUUGCAGAACAAUUCCUGCAAGGAAAUUUUGCCCAUGUUCCUGUAAUGACAGGAACAACCAAAGAUGAACUCGCUUACAUACCCAAGGAAUUUCUCCGCAGUAAUGUAUCACAGAAUUUGAAAGAGAAUUUUGUGUCAAUAGUUUUAAACUAUGUCCUCCAAGAGAUCAAUGCUCCAGGAUCAAAUGAAAUUGCUGCAGAGCUGACGAAAUUUUACCUCAAUGAUGAACCAAUAACAAAUGCUUCAGGGGAUGCUCUCGGUAAAUUUUAUUCUGACAUUAUUAUAAACUAUCCUGUGUAUAGUACAGUCAAAAUAAUGUCACAGCUGAACACAGCACCUGUCUAUUAUUACCACUUUACUUACCAGGGCAGAUAUAGCUGGACAUACAUACCAGGCACACAGACUCCUGAUGGUGUUUCACAUACUGAUGACCUCUUGUACUUAUUCUACACUUCAACAAUUUUCCCGGAAUUUGUUGAAGCUGAUCCAGAAUAUACAACAGUGAAAAGAAUGACGAAGAUGUGGGCAAAUUUUGUAAAAACAGGGAAUCCUACAUCAGAGAAGACAGAUCUGCUUAAUGUCGACUGGCAGGCCCUUAAGCCCCGCACCCCACGGUACUUAGAGAUAGGCUCACAGUUGGCUAUGAGGCAAGGUUUCUACCAGAAAGACCGCAUGCAGCUGCUGGAGAGGCUCUUUCCAGUGACAAACAUUUCAUCAUGGACUACGCGCAGGGCUGGAUAAGACUAUCUUCACUACGAUCAUCACAAUGAAGAUUACUGUUGAUUUAGAAAUUGCAGGAUUCUAGAAUGAAGCCAGAAAUUUACUAGAACAUAGUUCACACUUUAAUUUGAAAGAGAUGUAAUAAUUUAAUUCUGUCUGUACCUACUAAGGUACUGCAUAAUUAACACAAUGUUAACAUAAUUACAAUACUGUUCAGAAAACCUAGCUUGAAGACUAAACUGGUUGAUGCAAAUGUUUGUCUACCGCUUGAGGGGGGGGGGGGGGG
Molecule: messenger RNA, 2043 nt
Organism: Schistocerca piceifrons (Central American locust)
Lineage: Eukaryota; Metazoa; Arthropoda; Insecta; Orthoptera; Acrididae
Product: esterase E4-like
Exons: 10
Coding region: 33-1778 (581 amino acids)
Source: RefSeq, a predicted model, not a curated record